Messenger RNA from Solanum dulcamara, 3207 nucleotides. RefSeq lists its product as uncharacterized. The coding region runs from base 1 to 3207 and encodes 1068 amino acids. Gene Ontology annotation, molecular function: RNA-DNA hybrid ribonuclease activity; nucleic acid binding. The record is from RefSeq and is a predicted model, not a curated record. NCBI's taxonomy places the organism in Eukaryota, Viridiplantae, Streptophyta, Magnoliopsida, Solanales, Solanaceae. The transcript has 2 exons.
AUGUCUUUACUAAUGAGUUCUAAGGUACAUAGGAAUGCUUUGAUGGAGGUGUUAAAUGGGGUUUGCAUUCCAAAAGAGACCACAAGUGAAACCUUAGCUGCAAUAAUUGGAAGAGUGGUGGAAUCUAACAAAAUUUCUUUCCAUGAUAAUGAGCUACCAACAGAAGGGAUUGGACACAACAAAGCACUUCAUAUCGCGAUCAAAUGUCUUGAUAAGAUUGUGACUCGAGUUUUGAUUGAUGGCGGUUCUGGAUGUAAUAUUUGUCCUUUCACAACUCUGAGAGUUUUAGGUUUAAAUAUGGGAGAUAUAGAGGAAAGUCGUGUAAAGGUUAGAGCUUUUGAUGGAGCACAGAGAAGCGUCAUUGGAGAAAUCUAUCUCACAUUGCAAGUGGGACCAGUAGAAUUCCCUAUCUUAUUUCAAGUGAUGGAUGUGUCAUCGAACUACAACCUGUUGCUGGGAAGACCAUGGGUCCAUAUGGCAAAAGCAGUUCCUUCAACUCUUCAUCAAUGUGUAAAGUUUGAGUGGGGUCACGCAGAAGUUACUGUUCAUGGGGAGCUCAAUCACCCCAUCUAUUCUGUCAAUUCUGUUCCAGUAACUGAGGAAUUAGAUGGAGCCACUUUUCACACUUUAGAAAUCAUGCAAGCUGUGAGGGUUGACGAGAAGUUAGAGUCAGUUGGUGUGAAAUUAUCGGGGGCAGCGAAGAUGGUCACAGCAGAAAUGUUGAAAUACGGGUAUCAGCCUAAGAUAGGACUUGGACCCAGGGCCAAUGGCAUAGUUGAACCCAUCCAGCUGAAGCAUCAGAAAGGUACCACUGGACUCGGAUAUGGAUCUACAUCGGGACGAGUCCACAACAGGGGAUCCAUCAAGACAACGUUUGUACCAGAGCAAGUUCUGAUUCUGGAUCACGCAUCUGACGAUGACAUAGUGGAAGGAAUAGGAAAUUUGUUCGUGGCCAUGAUUGGAGAAGAGGAAGAGAUAGAUCUCCGCAAAUUGAGCAUCCGUGAUUCCAAGCCUGGAGAAAGCUUGCAGAAUUGGACCAUCAGUCCGUCCCUGUUUCAACAAGAGUCCUGCAUUUGUAUUAAAAAUCCUAAUUCAAUGGUUAUGACAUGUAACGAAUCCAUAGAGCAAAGUGAAAAUAAUGAACCCGAUCACGAAGAACAUGAUGAAAGCAUGAUGCUUGAAAACCUACCACUGGAGGUCGAGCAGUUCGAGAGCCAAGAAAAGCCUAAUAUGGAUGAAACAGAGGUUGUCAACUUAGGAGAUGAGGAAACUGUGAAGGAAACACGAAUUAGCAUACAUUUGGAGGCCGAAAGAAAGAAGGAGUUAAUAGAAUUGCUUAGGCAACAUAUCGACAUAUUUGCUUGGUCUUAUGACGAUAUGCCGGGGUUAUGCACCGAUAUCGUCUCACACAGACUACCAAUUGAUCCCACCUUCCUACCUGUUAAACAAAAGACAAGAAAGUUCAAACUAGAUUUGAGUCUAAGGAUUAAAGAGGAGGUAACCAAGCAAAUUGAGGCAAAUGUUGUGAGGGUCACAAAUUACCCCACUUGGCUGGCCAAUAUAGUACCAGUGCCAAAAAAGGAUAGGAAGAUCAGAAUAUGUGUAGACUAUCGAGAUCUCAACAGAGCUAGUCCUAAGGAUGAUUUCCCUCUCCCAAAUAUUCAUAUACUCAUCAAUAAUUGUGCAAAACAUGAAUUGCAAUCAUUUGUCGAUUGUUUUGCGGGAUAUCACCAGAUACUAAUGAAUGAAGAUGAUGCAAAAAAGACAGCAUUUAUCACUCCAUGGGGGGUGUAUUGCUAUAGAGUAAUGCCAUUUGGCCUAAAAAAUGUUGGUGCAACCUAUAUGAGGGCCAUGACCACCCUCUUUCAUGAUAUGAUCCACAAGGAGAUUGAAGUAUAUGUGGACGAUAUCAUUAUCAAAUCCAAAAGGAGUUUGGACCACCUAUAUGAUUUACGAAAAUUCUUUGAGAGGUUGCGAAAGUAUAAUCUAAAAUUAAAUCCAGCAAAGUAUGCAUUUGGAGUACCUGCAGGAAAACUGUUAGGGUUCAUUAUUAGCAGGAGAGGCAUAGAGUUGGAUCCUUCUAAGAUCAAGGCAAUUCAAGAAUUACCUCCCCCGAAGACCAGGAAGGACGUGAUGAGUUUCUUGGGAAGGCUUAACUACAUCAGUCGAUUCAUAGCACAAUCCACCGUAAUUUGUGAACCUAUUUUUAAAUUACUAAAGAAGGAUGCUGCCACAAAAUGGACGGAGGAAUGUCAAAGGGCUUUUGAUAAAAUCAAAGAAUAUUUGUCCAACCCGCCAGUAUUGGUCCCACCUGAGCCUGGGAGGCCGUUGCUAUUAUAUUUAUCUGUCAUGGACAAUGCAUUUGGAUGCGUAUUGGGACAACAUGAUGAGACAGGUAGAAGAGAGCAAGCCAUUUACUACUUGAGUAAGAAGUUCACACCGUAUGAGGCAAGAUAUACCUUAUUGGAACGAACAUGUUGCGCUUUGACUUGGAUCGCGCAAAAAUUUAGGCAUUACUUGUCUGCAUACACCACGUACUUGAUCUCAAGAAUGGAUCCACUAAAGUACAUAUUUCAGAAGCCAAUGCCUACAGGUAAAUUGGCAAAAUGGCAAAUUUUGUUGAGCGAGUUCGACAUUGUGUACGUGACACAGAAGGCCAUCAAAGGACAAGCCUUGGCUGACCACCUCGCAGAAAAUCCAGUGGACCAAGAUUAUGAGCCGCUCAAAACUUACUUCCCUGGUGAGAAAGUAUUGUUUGUAGGAGAAGACGUAUCAGAACGAUACGAUGGUUGGAGGAUGUUUUUCGAUGGAGCAUCAAAUUCCAAAGGAGUUGGAAUAGGAGCGGUUUUAAUUUCAGAAAAGGGUCAAUAUUACCCAAUUUCAUCCAAGAUUAGGUUUGAUUGCACCAAUAACAUGGCAGAGUAUGAAGCUUGUAUUCUUGGACUUAGAAUGGCCAUAGACAUGAACGUCAAAGAGCUUUUGGUCAUAGGUGAUUCUGAUUUAUUGGUUCAUCAGGUGCUAGGAGAAUGGGCUACUAAGAAUGUGAAAAUCCUUCCUUAUUUGUAUUGCAUAAAGGAGUUGAGUAGGAAAUUCACAAGUAUUGAAUUCAAACAUGUCCCUCGAGCUCAAAAUGAAUUUGCCGAUGCUUUGGCGACAAUAUCCUCUAUGAUUCAGCAUCCAGACAAGAAUUACAUCGACCCUAUCUAA